This is a messenger RNA of Rhipicephalus microplus (southern cattle tick), 5007 nucleotides long. Its product is annotated as polyamine-transporting ATPase 13A3-like. Gene Ontology annotation, biological process: polyamine transmembrane transport; intracellular calcium ion homeostasis. NCBI's taxonomy places the organism in Eukaryota, Metazoa, Arthropoda, Arachnida, Ixodida, Ixodidae. Gene Ontology annotation, cellular component: membrane. Gene Ontology annotation, molecular function: ATPase-coupled monoatomic cation transmembrane transporter activity; ATP binding; P-type ion transporter activity. The record is from RefSeq and is a predicted model, not a curated record.
CAGUGUCGCGAGUCUCGUGCACGCCGUGCUCGCUGCGCCACGAAACGAAUCGAGUCGGUUGCAACACCGGGUAUCCCUCGUCGUGCAGCGGCACCCCGUCAACACCCAUGAGCCCCACGAGCUGGCAUGCAAAAUGCCGAAAGCAAGGACUACCACCCGUGAGAGAUGGUGUCGACUACGUGAACGCAGGGGAAGAAGACCAAAUGGAGGUGUUUGGGUACCAGCCAAAUGGCUGUCGCACCCUGGCCACCUGGUGUGGCAUCCUGCUGACGGCAGGCCUGCUGCGACUCCUCUUCCACUGGCACCCCUCCUGGUGGCUUUACUGCACACAUCGGCGCUGCCCUCUCCAACAGGCCGUCAGAGUGUUGCUUGUGGAUAAGUACAAACAGCUUUUCGUAGAAAAAGUUCAAACUAUCCAGUCUUCUGAAGUCAAUGUGUCACUUAUGCUAUCUGUAAUAGGCCAAGCAGAUUCCUCUUUUCAAGAAUCAAAUAAACUUGAUAGACUUGUGAUCUUGAAACCAGGAGGUUUGCUACAGUCGACCGAGGAGUUAGUCUACUUUGAGAACAAGAAGAUCCGCUACAUCUGGGAUGCGGAGCUCAAGGCAUUCACAAGGUUGAGGGGUUUCGAUAAAAAUGUGACGUGUUCCUACUUUCACCAGCAGAAGGGCCUUUCGCUCCCAGAGCAAGUGGUUAGAGGAGUUCUUUUUGGGGAUAACGUAAUUAGUGUCCAAAUACAGUCAGUCUUUCGUAUCCUCUUUCAAGAGGUUCUCGAGCCUUUCUAUGUGUUUCAAGUAUUCAGCCUAAUCAUCUGGUUUUAUGAUGGCUACUACUACUAUGCCUCAUGCAUCAUCGUCAUGUCUGCAUUGUCUCUAGUCACAAGCGUGUACCAGAUAAGGCUGAGUCAGAAGGCUUUGAGCGACACUGUACAUGCUGUGGAUGUGGUCACAGUCAAGCGAUGCGAAGGAGUCUAUAAAAAGAUCCCGUCAGAGCAGUUGGUACCAGGAGAUGUCCUUAUCGUUCCUCGCAACGGGUGCGUGAUGCAGUGCGAUGCUGUUCUCAGAACUGGAAACUGCAUUGUCAAUGAGAGCAUGCUCACAGGCGAGAGUGUACCAGUGGUGAAGACACCAUUGCCAAAUCCUGAAGCUUCACAGCCAGGACUGGGCAUCAUGUAUGACCCGAAAGAGCAAGGCCGUCACACGCUCUUCUGCGGCACUAGAGUCAUUCAGACGCGCUUCUAUGGCACGGAAAACGUCGAGGCUGUCGUCGUUCGCACGGGCUUUAUGACAGCCAAGGGAGAGCUGGUGCGUUCCAUCAUGUUCCCCAAGCCAGUUGAUUUCAAGUUCAACCGGCACAUCAAGAUCUUCUUGCUGCUCCUCGCAUCCCUGGCCGGUAUGGGAGUCGUCUAUACCAUUGUGCUCAAAUCUCUUCGAGGUGUGCCGGCCUCAAACAUCAUAGUACGUAGUUUGGACGUGAUCACCAUUGUCAUCCCACCUGCGCUGCCAGCCGCGAUGACCAUUGGCAUCGUGUUCGCCCAGUCGCGCCUGCGACGGGCACUCAUCUACUGCAUCUCACCGCGCUCCAUCAACAUCUCGGGCUGCAUCAACUGCUUCUGCUUCGACAAGACUGGCACGCUAACUGAAGAAGGUCUGGACUUGUGGGGCGUCGUCCCGGCCAGUGGUGGCAGAUUCCAGGAACAGGUUCCCGACCCAAGCAAGCUUUCAUUGAACUCUCUGCUGCUCCGAGGCAUGGCCACCUGCCACUCCAUUACAGUCAUUGACCAUCGGCUCUCGGGUGACCCGCUUGAUCUCAAGAUGUUUGAGGCCACGAGCUGGACUUUAGAGGAGCCGGACAUCAACGACAACUCAAAGUAUGACAUCAUCGCACCGACCGUUGUGCGACCGGGACCAGCCAGCAGUUUAAAGGCACCAUUCGUGCCUUCUGUGAAUGCCACCGGAGACCUUUUUGAGGUGCCUUCAUCUUUUGAAGUCGGCAUAGUGCACGAGUUCCCCUUCUCCUCGGGUCUUCAGCGCAUGAGUGUGGUCACCCGUGUGCUGGGUUCGACCCACUUCGACAUAUUCUGCAAGGGUGCCCCCGAGACCAUCGCCUCUCUCUCCAAGUCCGAAACAGUGCCGCCAGAUUUUGUGGAGACACUGACAUCAUACACCCAGCAAGGCCACCGAGUGCUGUCACUGGCACACCGUUCAUUGACGUCAAGCUUCGCCAAGGUUCAUCAACUUCCGCGAGAAGAGGUCGAGAACAACCUCACCUUUGUCGGACUCCUGGUCAUGGAGAACCGGCUCAAGCCAGAGACCACCUCCAUCAUCCGCACGCUUCGAGCUGCCAACAUCCGCACCAUCAUGGUCACAGGUGACAACAUGCUGACGGCAGUGAGCGUGGCACGUGACUGCGACAUGAUUGAACGGGGCCAGGAGGUGCAAAUCCUCUCGUCGAGCACGGAGACGUCGGACAUGGUGCCUGUCCUCAGCUGGCAGUCCUCCGAGGCACCACCAUCAUCCAACAAGUCGCAUCUCAAGGCCAGCGACGUACACCCCAACGGCGGGACCUUCAUCUCUAUGGGCCAUCCGCUUGUUGCUGUGACCGGAAAGACAUUCGGUGUGCUGCGUGAGCACUAUCCAGAUGUCCUGAAAAAGGUGGCUGUAUCUGGUGCCGUGUUUGCACGCAUGGCUCCCAAUCAAAAGCAGCAGCUGGUGGAACUACUUCAAGAGAAGGGCUACUACGUUGGUAUGUGUGGAGAUGGUGCCAAUGAUUGUGGGGCCCUGAAGGCAGCACAUGCUGGAAUCUCUCUCUCGGACACGGAGGCGUCUGUGGCAUCCCCUUUCACAUCCAAGGUGGCCAACAUCUCCUGCGUGCCCACUCUCAUCAAGGAAGGCCGCGCAGCACUGGUGACGUCCUUUGGCAUCCUCAAGUACAUGGCAUGCUACAGCAUGACGCAGUUCACCUCAGUGCUCAUACUCUUCUCCCUCUACUCCAACCUCACUGACCUCGAGUUUCUCUACAUUGACCUCUUUCUCAUCACCCUCUUCGUUACCCUGUUUGGCCGUACGGAACCAUGUCCCACGCUGGACAAGCGGCCACCCCCUUCGAGCCUGAUGGGAGUCACACCACUGACGUCGAUCUUUAGUCAGAUUAUACUAGUCAUUGCUGCACAAGUUUCUGGCAUCGUCGCUCUAUGGAGACAGCACUGGUACCAUCCGCACGUGCAGGUUGCCGGGCAGGAUGAUAAGAAAGAGCUGGCGUGCCACGACAAUUACACAGUUUUUGCAGUGUCUGUCUUCCAGUACAUCACCCUGGCCGUGGUAUUCUCUCGAGGGCAUCCGUAUCGCAAGACAAUACUAUCCAACUACUUCUUCGUUUCGGCAUUGCUGGUGAUGACAGCUUUUAGUUUGUACCUGGUGCUCUAUCCCUCUGAAAUUCUCAUCUCCGGCUUUGAAUUUGACAUGACAAACAUAGAUAUGAAGUUCCGAUUGCUCUGUGUCGCCAUUGCUCUUGGCCACUUCAUCAUCGCUUACAUCUUGGAGGACUACUUCGUGCAGGGUUUCAUUUUCAAGCGGCUCCAGCUGCGAUUCUUCAGCACCUCAACUCCAUACAAGGAGCGACAGGAAGAACUCAAGGACCAGUCAUCCAUCACGAGUUGGGGCACCUGCCGAACAGCGCGGGAAUGCAUGCUUCAACCCAGUGCCUUACAGCUCGCGUCUCCACUGGAAGAUAGCAGUGUUGGCAGCACUAUCACUGCUGACACCUUCAGCAGCAAGGCAUCGGCCACCGACAGGCAAAAUGGGAACUGCCGUGGCGCCACUACCCUGUGUCACGCACAUGUGACGAGCAUUUCCUAAACCUGCUCACGCCAAUCACUUCCUGACAAGGCGGUUUCAAGCGCUCGUCUUUCCCAUCCAUCGUUGCCUCUUUUCAGUGGUUACAGGCAGCAAGCGAGAAGAACCACUGCAGACAAGCGAAAUAGAGUGGCUCUCACUUCGAGUGACGAUUUCACUCGAGAGCAUUUUGUGACUACACGUCAUGGCAACUACGCUUUUCACUAAAGGAUCGAGGCACUCCAUUAUAAGCUCGCUGAGGAUUCUCGUAGCGAGAAUGUGCUUUAACGUGUUAUGAGUUGUGUUGUUUCAAAGAACUUGCUAAUAACUUGCAAUUUAUCUACUUUAGCACAGCCGAAGGCUGUGCAGAUCAGAAUCAAUGGCAUAGAGAAUUAAACCAAUUGUCGUUUGCUAGAACGGCUUCUACGGCAUACUUCAUGUGGUCUAUUUGCACAUGUUUUUACUUUUACAGACUGUGAUGCUUACGAUCAUAAUCUCGUGCAAUUACUAUUAAAAUAUUGUGAAGAUACUAAUAAAGAAAAACACAGUGGGGCUACAGUGUCAAACCUUUGCAACAUUUUUGAAACUAUAUUUUGGGGUUCUUGACCCUAUUAGUUCUAAGUCUUUUUUCAUGUUUCAUUUGCGGUGUAAGUGAUAACCCAUGGGCAUGAAUUAUUUGUAUAUGGCAUUUGUUUGUGGCCACGUCACAUGAAAGCACACUAUAGCCCUUCAUAUUCUUAGGUGCGCUACACAGAAUUGGCACCAAUGUGCACAUGGUUUUGACAAUUAAAUCUGUGUAUCUGAUGUAUUAGGUAUUGGAGUAGCACUACUUCAGUCACAAUGCACUCAGCUUUGCAGUCAGUGGAGAUCCAUUUCAGCUGCAAGAUAAAAAAGUAAACAUAUUUCACUCAUCACAGGCGCUUAGGGUAGUGCAAGUAGUUAUUGUCUAUGGUACUCACUAUGUUUUAAUGUUUCCAAUGUUCGGUUAAAAAUGAAAACUAUUUUAAAACAGUUCGCAUGUUAGAAGAGUACUGAUAAAAAAACUUUACAUCUCACAUUAUCAGUCAUAAUACGUAGUUAAUGACCUGCAUGUCAUGGCUUUUGAAAACCUAAUUUGCUGAACUACGUGAAACUUUAAUAUUUAGAGAUGGUUUUGUAGCAUCCAUUAUUGAUUGAU